This is a messenger RNA of Dermacentor silvarum, 1709 nucleotides long. It is a transcript of the gene Vamp7, whose product is annotated as vesicle-associated membrane protein 7. Gene Ontology annotation, cellular component: SNARE complex; membrane. NCBI's taxonomy places the organism in Eukaryota, Metazoa, Arthropoda, Arachnida, Ixodida, Ixodidae. The record is from RefSeq and is a predicted model, not a curated record. The coding region runs from base 241 to 900 and encodes 219 amino acids. Gene Ontology annotation, biological process: exocytosis; vesicle fusion. The transcript has 9 exons. Gene Ontology annotation, molecular function: SNARE binding; SNAP receptor activity.
UGUUUUCUCCUUUCGUGUCGCGGUGAUAAAAAUGCCGAGAUUCGACGGUCGCAUUUGCUUGUUCACGUGAUUGUGCGGGCUUGUGGUGAUGUGCGGCGACUUGUGGUGCUAGCGAACGGCUGGUUCGUCGUCGCAACGUUUGUUGUUGGGUCCCGCGCCCCCCCUGCCGUAGUCGAGUGGGAGCGAUAUUACAUUGGGGCAGGCCUUGAAACUGCGCUCUGAAUAGAGAGGAGCACCGCCAUGCCGCUGCUGUACUGUGUGGUGGCGCGAGGCAGCACGGUGCUGUCUCGGUACGCCAGCUGCGCCGGCAAUUUCUCCGAGGUCACCGAACAGAUCCUGAGCAAGAUCUCGCCAGAUGUUCCCAAGCUUACCUACUCCCAUGGAAGCUACUUGUUUCACUACAUCCUUGAAGAUGGCAUUACCUAUCUCUGCAUUACUGACGAUGAAUUCGAAAGGGUCACAGCAUUCCAGUUCUUGGUGGACAUUCAGGGCAGGUUCCAAGCCACUUACGGUCGUCAAGCUCAUUCAGCGCUUGCCUAUGCAAUGAACAGCGAAUUUUCGCGGGUACUGGCAAAUCAAAUGAAACACUACUCUGGCAUUGGAAAGGAUGGCGACAACAUAACCAAAGUUCAAGAGGAAAUCGACGAACUCAAGGGCAUCAUGGUGAAGAACAUUGAUACAGUAACGUCGAGAGGAGAAAGGCUGGAACUGCUGGUCAACAAGACUGAAGCCUUAUCAAGCACGUCGGUGACGUUCCGCAAGAGCAGUCGCAACCUCGCCCGGUCCAUGAUGAUCAAGAACAUCAAGAUAGCCAUUAUUAUUGCGGUCAUAGUUUUGGUGGUUAUCUACAUCAUCGUCUCGUCUGCAUGCGGUGGUCUAAGCUGGCCAAGCUGCGUCUGAGGGUCGUCGCCCUUGCCGCUACCGCCACCUGUGGCCUCGCCCUGCGCAUGCUCAUGUUUAGCAUUGUUCACCCUGCACGCGUACACCUCCAGACACGUUUUCGUCUAUAGUUGGUUACAAAUGUUGGGUGUAUGUAGUAUUAGGCUAACCUCGUCGCCCGCCAUCGCUACGUCGAAUGGUGAGGGUUGUUUUCAACGUCCCAGCUUCUGGCAAGCUGUGAGGAGAGAUUGUACAGCGCGUUUUGUUUUUGUUUUCCUUCCUGCAAUUAUUUUGUACGAUAUUUCCCCACAUGUUUAAUUUCUUAUAUAUAUAUAUACAAUAUGGGUCUACGUGAAUACACGCGAUGUAACUGAAGAUGCACAGCAGUAUACCUUAGAAAAAUGGAAUUUACGUGCAGCUCAGUCUGUUGUUGGGCCCGCGUCUCAAUUGCGCACUUCUUUUCUUCGACUGCACGGAAAAAAACGAUUAUGUAAUUUUAAUGACUUGUGUAACUGUGCUGUGUACUCAACGUAAUUUGGUGCAAUCUUUUCUGAGCUCGUGACUGUAGAGUGCAAUUCAGUGCAACCUUAGUCCCAUUUCUUUUUUUUACGUUUAUACUAGGUGCUCACUUUGGACGCCGAUUGCUGGAAGAAGCGUAUCUAUCUGCCCGCAUAAACCGAGUGCUUGAUUGAAGCGCCAGAAAUGAAAUGUUUCCGCAUUGCGUGCAUUGUUGUAUAUAGCGAAACGGGAACAGUGAGCUUUUUCUGUACUGUGUACUCGCAAUACUUGAAGGGAGUAAUAAAUACUAGCACUUUAUCAAAGUUACAAAA